AUGAAUUGGCUCUCUGUUAACAUCAGAGGUAUGGGGGGUGCUCUAAAAGCGGGGUGGAUAAAAUCUAUAGUUCGGGAGUACGGCAUAAAUUUCUUAGCCAUUCAGGAAUCGAAGCACGUGAAUGUGUCUAGGGCGGAUUUAGCGAAAUUUUGGGGAAACUCGAAAUUUGGGUUUGAUUCGGUGGAUGCCACGGGCCUUUCAGGGGGGCUGGUGUGUUUGUGGGAUGAAUCUCUGUUUCAAAUGGAGGAGUCGGUUAAACACAGGAAUUAUCUUCUUAUUAAGGGCAGGGUGGUUGGUUGUGGUGCUCUUGUGUGUUUCCUCAACGUCUAUGCUCCGCAAGGGGUAGCGGCGAAGAAAGCGGUGUGGGAGGAGUUAUCCGGGAUCAUUACCGGUUCGGACGGUCUUUGGAUAGUUGGAGGAGAUUUCAACUCGGUCAGAUUUAAGGAAGAAAAAAGAAAUUGUUCGUUUAAGAGUACGUGUGCUGGGAAUUUCAACUCUUUCAUUUUCGAUACGGGGCUCAUUGAUCUUGAUAUGCGAGGUUCCCAAUUUACGUGGCGGUCUGACAAUGGUAAGAAGCUCAGUAAGUUGGACAGAUUUUUAGUCAAUUCUGAUGUUCUGAAUUUAUGGCCCGAUGCCCGUGUUCAAGCUCUCCCGAAGUUGUGGUCGGAUCACAGUCCUAUUGUUUUGAUUUCGAAGUCUGUCAAUUUCGGGGCGCGUCCGUUCCGCAUCUUCAAUUCUUGGCUAGGCAAAGAUGGUUUUGUGGAAGUGGUUGAGAAAGCGUGUCAUGAUUUCUCGUCUCAGGGCUGUCCUCCGGAUGUUUUUUUGAUUAAAAAAUUGGGGUUUAUUCGUAGUAGGGUUAAGGAUUGGAGAGAUAAGAUGAUCCUCAAAGAUGGUGAAAUUCGUAACCUGGCCGAAGAUGAGCUCACUACGUUGGAGACCAUUUUAGAUUCCAGAGAUUUAACGGAGGAGGAGGAGUGGGUCUUGGCGGAGAACAAAAGUAUCAUUGCUGAGUUAGAUCUUGCUAAAUCUAUGGAUCUCAAACAGAGAUCCCGUAUUAGGUGGGCAAAGGACGGGGACGAGAAUUCUAAAUUUUUUCACUCGAUUGUUAAUUGCAGGAAAGCUAGUAACUCGAUUCAUGGCUUGUCGGUUGGAGGCGAAUGGGUGUCAAAGCCGUCGUUAGUCAAAAAGGAGGUGUUCAAGUUUUUUAGACAGAAAUUCGUGGAGGAUUGUGAGUCUCGGCCGCUUUUGCCUUGCCCGUCCAUUAAGAAGAUUUCAGGCGUUGAUGCGUCUUGGCUGGAAUCCCAGUUCUCUAUUGAGGAAAUCAAAUCGGCGGUUUUUGAAUGUGGGGAAGACCGGGCCCCGGGGCCUGAUGGGUUUAACUUCAGGUUUUUCAAGAGAUUUUGGGACCUUUUUUAG
Messenger RNA from Helianthus annuus (common sunflower), 1416 nucleotides. RefSeq lists its product as uncharacterized. The transcript has a single exon. The record is from RefSeq and is a predicted model, not a curated record. Gene Ontology annotation, molecular function: catalytic activity. The coding region runs from base 1 to 1416 and encodes 471 amino acids. NCBI's taxonomy places the organism in Eukaryota, Viridiplantae, Streptophyta, Magnoliopsida, Asterales, Asteraceae.